AUGAGUCAUAAUCUAACUGGUGAAGAUAAUAAUGAAGACAUACUACCGCCAGAAAAAAGAAUUCAAACAUUGUUGUUGUUGAGUUCUAAAAUUGAGUUAAACACGAAUAUAGCAGCUAGAAAAUAUUACCGAUCAGGGCGAGAGAUGAUUAGUAUGGCUGAUGUAUAUACAAAAGAAAACAAUUUGGAACAAGCAUAUAUUCUUUACAUGAGAUUUAUGACAUUAUUUUUGGAAACUAUUAAUGAACAUCCAGAUUACAAAAAUGUACCAAUUGAAGAACGCAAUUUAAAUUAUCGGGCUCUCCGCGAAGUCCUCCCAAUAGCAGAAAAUAUAAAAACUAAAUUAUUAGAACAAUAUAGUACUGAAUAUGAAUUGUAUCAAGAACGAAAAGCAUUACAAGAAUUUAAAGAAAAACGUGAUAAAAAAUUAUUAAGUUUAGAAAAGAAUGAUACGCCAUCUAUUCAAAAUGUCACUCAAAAACAUUUAAAUACAAUUUCAAAUAAUACCACAGUACCUGAGCUAAAUACUUAUUUAAAUAAUCCUACAUCAUUUGAAUUAAGACCAUCAGAUCAUUCAGAUGACAAUUUAAUCAAUUUUAAUGAAUUGGAUGAUAAUACUCUACCAUCAAAUAUACCUACACAUUCAAAUUCAAAAAUACAAUUCAAUCAACAUAAACCUAUUGUUGAUAGAAGUACCAAACCAAUGUUGUACAAGAACACUACAAGUCCGUACAAUCUUCGCCAAAUAAUAGUUCCAGGCAAUUUAACUAAAAGAUUCCUUGAACAAGCAAAACAGAAUACAUUCAAUAAUUUAGAAACUUGUGGCAUAUUAGCAGGAAAAUUGAGUUCUAACUGUUUAAUUGUCACUCAUUUAAUGAUUCCAAAACAAAGUGGUACAUCAGAUUCAUGUACUACAAUGAAUGAAGAAGACAUUUUUGAAUUUCAAGACAAGCAAGACCUUAUUACUUUAGGAUGGAUACAUACUCAUCCAACACAAACUUCUUUUAUGUCAAGUGUAGAUUUACAUACACAUUAUUCAUAUCAGUUAAUGAUGCCAGAAGCUAUUGCAAUUGUCUGUGCACCUAAAUAUAAUGAAUCAAAUUUCUUCUUCUUGACGCCUUAUCAUGGAUUACAAGUUAUAGCCGAUUGCAAAUUUGUCAGUGGUUUCCAUACACAUAACACAGAUGGUGAUAUUUAUGCCAUUGCCGAACAUUAUGUAUUGGAUGACAACUUGCUGGUCAAUGUGGUUGAUUUUAGAUAAUAAGAAUAUUACAGUAUUUUAAACAUUCGUUUAAAUGUUAACCAUGUGAAAAAUUAAAGUAAUAGGUCUAUCUAUUGUAUAUUCUGA
Messenger RNA from Rhopalosiphum maidis (corn leaf aphid), 1347 nucleotides. RefSeq names its product STAM-binding protein. Gene Ontology annotation, cellular component: endosome; membrane. Lineage: Eukaryota; Metazoa; Arthropoda; Insecta; Hemiptera; Aphididae. Gene Ontology annotation, biological process: protein K63-linked deubiquitination. The record is from RefSeq and is a predicted model, not a curated record. Gene Ontology annotation, molecular function: K63-linked deubiquitinase activity; metal-dependent deubiquitinase activity; protein binding. Bases 1 to 1260 code for a protein of 419 amino acids. The transcript is spliced from 10 exons.